UAAUACAACAAGAUGCAGGAUAGCUCUAUGCAUCAAAGAUAAACAGACAGAAUUAAAAAAAAAAAAAAAAGGGCAUUGCUGUUAAUUGAGAUUCUCUGAACCAAUAGUUUACUGUUGAUGUAAGCAUGACCCAUCAUGUUUCAUGUAUGCGUGGACAUCGAAUAAGCAUUACUUUAUAGAGAAAAGGUUGUAUCUUUACCUUUCUGUGCAGCUGUGCAUACUUGUUAUCUGUGGUUUAUUUGGUUGUUACUUGUCUCUCCUUUUAAAAUCCCUAUGCUUUACUUUUGCAAGAUGGGAUGAUUAUUGAAACUCUGCAUCCUAAGGGGGGAAAUAUAAUGAGUUGCUGUUUUAUGUGUUAACUCCUUUUUACAUGGAGACACACUUCAUAGUAUAUUACAUGGAGUAAGAUUAACUUCUUCUAGACCUAAAGUUCAGACAUGGAUUAAAAAGAAAAGCAUUUUCUCCAAGGAUUAUGUGAUUGUUCCUAUUUGUUGUUGGUAAUUGCUGCUGUCUAUUGAAAUUUGCUGCUAUACCAUGUUAUAUCUGGGUUCUUUUCAUUGACUACAUCUCUCACUUGAUUUUUUUUUCUUUUUCUUUUUCUUUUUUAAUUUCACUAGGAGUCACUGGAGCCUCUUGAUAUUUGUCCACUUUAAUGAUAGUUCUGACUCGAAAACUAGAACCCCAUGUAUGUUGCUGCUGGACUCACUUGAGAAUGCGGAGCCAAAGAGACUUGAACCUGAGAUUAGAAAGUUUGUUCAGGACAUCUAUAGGGUAGAGGGCAGGGAAGAAGACAAGAAUGUGAUUUCCCGAAUUCCUCUCUUGAUACCUAAGGUGCCUCAACAAAGGGAUGAUGAGGAAUGUGGAAGCUACGUUCUCUAUUUCAUCAAUUUAUUUAUGCAAUUUGCUCCAGAAAACUUUUGUGAUUCUGAUUACCCAUACUUUAUGCGAAAAGACUGGUUUGAUCUUGAAAACUUAGAGUAUUUCCGCAAUAACCUUGAGAAGGAAACGUCUAGUAAAGUAGCUGUUAAAAGCACACAACAAACUUGAAAAGUCAAAUAUUCAGAUGCCCAUAGCCUACGUAAUGUGCAUGCUCUAGCUAUCCUGCUCUGUCUGAAGUCCAGAAUAAAGCCUGUUUCUUUGCUGGAACUGAUCGAGCUGACCUCAUAUGGCUAUAAUGUCUACUGUUUCUAUUGUCAAUACUCUUCUGUAUAGUUAUCAGGAUUUAGUCCAGCUGCCUCUUAUCCAAAUAUCUUACUAAUUAAUUUGUUCAUUCCAUUUAUCAUUGAUGUUACUUUUAAUGUGGUUAUAAUGUGUAUGAAAUGAGUGCCAAAGAGCAUUGUUGAAGUUGUAUGCUUCAUUAGAACAGGUUUUUGGAGUAUUAGAAGUAAAUUUUUGUAACUUUAUAUAUAUGUUAGUGUUUAUAUAUUAAUUUAAGUGAA
Molecule: messenger RNA, 1439 nt
Organism: Chenopodium quinoa (quinoa)
Lineage: Eukaryota; Viridiplantae; Streptophyta; Magnoliopsida; Caryophyllales; Amaranthaceae
Product: ubiquitin-like-specific protease 1D
Exons: 4
Coding region: 688-1047 (119 amino acids)
Biological process (GO): proteolysis
Molecular function (GO): cysteine-type peptidase activity
Source: RefSeq, a predicted model, not a curated record